This is a messenger RNA of Actinia tenebrosa (Australian red waratah sea anemone), 3819 nucleotides long. Its product is annotated as sodium- and chloride-dependent transporter XTRP3. Gene Ontology annotation, cellular component: plasma membrane. The record is from RefSeq and is a predicted model, not a curated record. Gene Ontology annotation, molecular function: amino acid:sodium symporter activity. Lineage: Eukaryota; Metazoa; Cnidaria; Anthozoa; Actiniaria; Actiniidae. Gene Ontology annotation, biological process: amino acid import across plasma membrane; sodium ion transmembrane transport; nitrogen compound transport.
CCAAAACCACCUCUGAACAGACCUACUUUAACGGGGCUAAGGUUAUUUUUGGUUUCAAUCCAAGGGAGCAUUGUCUCCAGUUGUUGAAGGAUACCAUCAGUUUUGAUCAGAAUUGCUUAUCAAAAAGCAAAGUUUCUCUACUGUACUCAGUAAAUAUAUAAAACAAUUGUAAUCUGAGACGUUGGAGUACGUGAGGCCCGUAUAGACUUGAGGUAGCGCUUGGUUGAAUAGAACAAACGGUCUGCGAAUACUUUUAUUGCGCAUUGACUAAUUUGAGCACUACGUGUUUCUAUCCAACCAUCUUUCCUACAAAGCAGCUUAUCUGAGCUUGUUGAUUGAAGAAAACAUGGCUAAAGCAGAAGUUGAAAAUGGUGAAAUCAAUGUUACGAUUACAGGCCCCGCGGAUGAGGCUCCUAAAGUCGAGGUGCAGGACGAACGAGGUGGAUGGGGUAACAAGAUAGAGUUUGUCUUAGCUACUAUUGGUUAUGCUGUUGGCCUUGGAAAUGUGUGGCGUUUUCCUUAUCUAUGUCAGAAGAAUGGUGGUGGUGCCUUCCUCAUCCCAUACGUACUGUGUCUUGGUCUUCUAGGGAUUCCUAUCUUCUUCCUGGAGCUUGCAAUUGGUCAAAGUGUUCGACAAGGGUCCAUCGGAGUAUGGAACUAUAUUCAUCCCUACCUGGGAGGGGUGGGGUUUGCUUCUGUCAUGGUCUGUUUCCUGGUUGGCUUAUACUACAAUAUGAUCAUUGCUUGGUGUUUCUAUUACCUGUUCGCUUCCUGGCAAAACCCUCUGCCAUAUGGUGAUUGUCCUAAUAUAGCAGUAAAUGGUACCAACAUCACCAAGGUGUUAGAGUGUGAGCUGGCGGGCAGGACUCAGUAUUAUUGGUAUAAUAAUGCACUGGAGAUAACAGAUUCUAUUGAAGAGAGCGGUGGCGUACUCUGGCAUAUGGCAUUAUCGCUUCUCUUGGCUUGGAUUGUUGUCUUUCUGUGCAUGAUGAAAGGGGUGCAGACCGCUGGCAAGGCGGUGUAUUUUACAGCUACAUUCCCGUAUCUUGUUCUGUUCAUCUUCUUCUUUCGUGGUGUCACGUUGGAUGGUGCCGGGGAUGGCAUCGCUCACAUGUUCAAGCCACAGUUUCACAAGUUACUGAACCCUCAAGUUUGGCUUGAAGCAGCCACGCAGAUAUUUUACUCGCUUGGUGUAGCAUUUGGUGGAUUAAUUGCGAUGUCCAGCUACAACCCUGUACAUAACAACUGUAAACGUGACGCCAUCAUGGUGUCCUUGAUCAACUGUGGCACGUCUGUCUUUGCAAGUAUUGUUAUCUUCUCCAUUCUUGGGUUUAAGGCCCAUACAUCAUACAACAAUUGUCUAUCACUCUAUGCCAACGUCGCGUUACCUGGCAACGAAACCAUUACGGACAAAUGCUUCGACUUGGAGAAAUGGCUUUCUGAGUCAGCACAGGGACCCGGACUAACCUUCAUCGCCUUCACAGAGGCCAUAGUCAUGAUGCCAGUCUCUCAACUCUGGGCUACACUGUUCUUCUGUAUGUUACUCACCCUUGGUCUUGGUAGCAUGUUUGGUACUCUUGAAGGUGUCAUUACUCCUCUUUAUGACCUCAAACUUGUUUCGUGGAGAAAGGAAUUCGUCACAGCUUUCAUUUGUGCUAUGUCAUAUUUGAUUGGCCUGGUGUUCUGUCAAGGAUCAGGAGAAUACUGGCUGCAAACCUUCGAUUCUUACUCAGGGACCUUGCCUCUUCUCGUUAUCGGGUUUUUCGAGUUGGUUGGCGUCAACUGGAUUUACGGUGCAGUCAGAUUUGAAGAUGACAUCGAGUACAUGAUCAAGUCUCGUCCAGGUUGGUACUGGAAGAUCACGUGGCGGUUCGUGUCUCCCGUCAUCGUAGCGGGUAUUAUUAUUGCAAGUAUUGUAAGCAUGUUUUUGAAGACGAUGACGUAUGCAGCAUGGGCUCCAGCAAAGGCUGAUGUUGUAGACACUGAGUUUCCUGUUUGGGGGUUCGUCGUCAUUGCUCUACUUAUUCUCCUCUCCACCCUCUGCAUUCCCAUCGUGUUCUUGGUGAAGAGAUUCAAUAUUGUUAAGUUUGACGUGUCGAAACAAACCCAAGAUGAGAUCAUCCCACCUGGAGCCUUGACUCCUAACCUGUCACGUGCUCCGAUAGCUUUGACCGAAGAACCAAUGGAUGGCGCGGAAAUGGAAUAGAACCAGUCCCUCGCGGUAUAUUAAACAGCAUUUACAUGACAGGAGUAUAAUAAACAUUUCUAUUACAAUGACGUCAUUGUUUUGCUGUUCACGUGACUGGUAACAAGCCAUUGCUCAGGGACCAAUUUAGACCGAGUUGACCCGGGUUGGAAUCUAAGCAAAGAGGUGACAUAAUGUCAUAUGCAAUAGUAAUUUGUAUUCAUUUAACUACUGUUCUGGCACGACUAUGGCGGCCAUUUUGUAAAGUGAGCAAAAAACUGGUUAUGUAUAAAAACUCAUUACGAGACCUCACUCGUGUUUUACGCAGGCCUGGUUACAUUUCAAAAUGGCCGUCGUGGCGGUACGAUGAUAAUUAUGAUAUAAAUAAACCUUGGUGAUGUUAUUGAUUGAUUAAGAAAUGAAGUUCUUACCAUAUCAAGGCCUGCAUGGGAUGAAGGCCAAUAUAUGGCUAGAAUCAUUUUAUUUAUCUUUUGCUGUCAUUUAUUGCUCAAACCUCGCCAAAAUUAGCACGGACACUUCAGGUUUUAGGAUGAAACGUUUUUUUGAGAUGAUGCGGUCACGUGACCUUGAUCCUCAUCUCCGUGCACCCAAAAAUUUUGAAUUAAAACGGAGAGACGAUUGUCAUCUGUACAUAAAAUAUUUUGAUAUAUUCUCAUCCUCCCUAUUAUAACUAGUAAGUCACGUGAUCUAUUUUGUGUAAUAUCCCCUUAACGAGCAUGCGCAAUGGUAGUUCAGAUUCGUCUUGAAAAUAUGCCAUAUCACUUUAUGUACAGACGAUAACCAUCAUCCCUUUUUUAAUUUCAAAAUUUUGGGUAGCAAAAAAUCUUAAUCUCAAAGUUGUGGCCAUGCCAAUAAAGGAAAGGAUUGAAUAGAAACGAAAACGUAAGAAAAACAAAAUGGUUCUAGCCAUAGAUGGCCUUCAAUUCAGGCCUUAACAUGCUUGAGCUACCGAUGUUGUAGCUUUAUUACUCGAUGUAAAAUUAGGCGAAUUCACAGAGAAAAAAUUAUAAAUUUAGAUUGAAAUAUUCCAGUUCUUUUAGUUAGGUAAUGGUUCAGCUGUAUAUACAGUGGCUCAGUCUUGUAUUUCAAGAUUCGGUAACAUUUCUUCUUUUUCUGGAGCCGGCUUUUUCUUUUAUAAAAUUAAAUGAGUUUCCUUUCAGUUAAAUGGGUUUCCUUUCAGUUAAAUGGGUUUCCUUUCAGUUAAAUGGCUCUUGCCCGUUAAACGGCUUCCCUUUUAGUUAAAUGGGUUCUUUGCCAGUUGAAUGGGUUCUCUGCCAAUUAAAUGGGUUUCCUGUCAGUAGCAAUGGUUUUCCUUAAUUUUUGAAUUAUUUUAAGAAAAGUUUUCGAUUUGAAAACGUUAAGGUUUUCAUUUGUCUCUAGAAUGGAGAGGAGCCUGAGAAGUCAUAAACAUUUAUCUAUUUUUAAAGCAUGACUGGCUUUGGUAGAAUGUUUGCUUUUCUACUGAUCACGUGACUAACAGCUGGAAGGAUCGAUAAUAUAAAUAGAAAACAAAACAAAUUACUUUAUACAAACGCUUUUGUAAAGAAAAUAAACAAUAUUUUCAAUAUCCCAUAAUAAUCGUGCUCAAUCAGUUAAUAAACUUAGUGCCUCAA